UGUUGUAUGUGUAAAUGGACUAAACGUAGGUCGGCUUUAUGGUUCAAACAACACACUUAUGGCAACAAAACGAUAGUUGAAAUCUAACUUGUACAGAGUUGCUAAGGUGGUGUGAAAGAAAAUAUAAUUUUAAAUCAUAUAUUUAUAAUAUCUGGAUAUACAUGCUCACCAAAAAACUAAGAUGGAGAUCAACGGGUGAUCUAAGGUCAUACUACAUAACUACACGUCAUGGAAUCUAUACAAAGCUCUAAUAUACGUGGCAACAACUCCUCACAGAGAUCAUAUGGAACAUGGGUGCAAGGGUUUGAAGAAUUUGAUUUGGACAGAAGAGGAAUCUUCCACCUGAAAGAUCUUGAGUGUUGAAAUUGGAGAAGUUCUUUUAAAAUUGUAGUUUAUCCUGCAAAACGAAGUAUUAUCGGUUUUCAGGUGGAUUUCAGAAGUGGCCUUUAACAAUAUCCGAUUAAAGCGCUUGACACCCAUGGUUCCCUUGUUAAAGUUCCUAAUAAAUGUUGGAUUUUACAUGUAUAUAAACUUCAUGUGUCAAUCUCAAAUGGAGAAAAUUCACUUCCAGUAAUAAUACAGACGAUCUAUUGUGCAUUGGAAUAAUAUAUGAAUGAUAUUGUGUCAGUGUGUUCAAAUCCCACAUUUGGUAUAAACAUAAUGUAAUAAUAUAUUCCAUAUAAAAUACUGGUGAUUAUUAAGUUAUAUUUGUACUGAUUGAUGGGUUGUGAUGAAUAAUGACAUCCCGAGGGCAAUCUCUAUCGAUUACAUUUUGAUACAUGACCAAUAACAAUAUUAAACACACCGGGCUUUAUUAUUUUCAGUUUACCUGUCGUGUGUGAUGUGACAUUUGGGGAUAUUGGCGAUUAAUUGGGCGGUUCAUCUCUCACUUGAAAGGCGUUGUUACAUUCGAUGGUGUGUUUGUGUUAGUUGAUGAAGAAUGGUCCGUAGAAUUAGAUCCCAGUAUAUAGCGACUAUACAAAUAUAUUUUAAUCACAUUUACGACUCUAAUGUGUCAGGGUUUUAGAUCAUUUAAUUAAUAAAUGGGAACAGAUCGAAUAGGAUAUUAUCAUUUAGUUGCCCAAUGCAAAAUCGAUUGGAUAAAUCUCUGUCCAUUUGUUAAUGUGUUGACGGAUUGAGCUACAUCAGUCAUCUGUGAUUUUGUUUUCAUAUCUGGAAUAUAUGUUAUAUAGUUAUUAGAACAAACUUUCGAUUUGUGCAUAAAAAAAAUGUUUAUGGAAGUAAAUAAGAACUGAGCUAUGCACGUAUUUUAAUCAUAUUUAUAGCUUUGUGAAGAUUGAUUAAUAAUUAUUCAGAUAUACUUCCAUAACAUUUAAGAUUAACCAGAAGAACUACAAUCAUUGUGAAAUAGAUUUCUGUCGAUAUAAUAAUUUUUAAUCACUAUUCAAAUAAGAGUGAAAAGAAGUUUGUUUUACCGAUGAUAAGAGACACGCGAAUUGUUCACUGAUAUCAAGACGAGUGACAAGCUGCAACACGCGUAGAGUAGUUAUAUGUUGAGGGUGUAAUGAAGUUAAUCUGACAGGUUAAUCCUACAGACUAAGUGGCAAACAGUAGGAGACAAGAAGAUUUGACGUCAAUACUUUCUGAAACUAUAUUUAAACCCCAAUCAAUGAAUGAGGUUUUAAAAACAUAAAUGGAGCCAAAUCCCAAGCCACCAGUGUAUUAGAUAUAUAGUGUACUGCACGUAAAAUCAGCUUCUCGAAAGGAAACAAAUAAUAGCUGUUUAUCUCACCGUUUUCAAAAAUUAUGUACACCAUUGAAGCUGUUACUUUAAGGACGGACCUAGUUUUAAUUUAUAAUUGUUGAUAUUGUGUGUUAAAAUUUUAAUCGUAAGUAUAUCAUUAUAUACAAAACAAUUGCAAUCAUGGACAGCCUAAACCCCGACAACAAUGUACCAAGGCAGGCGACGUUUGAGACGGAACCCGCAGAUACUGUCCGAGGGAGGAAUAUUAAACGUGGCGAUAUUAAUAUCCCAUACAUUGAUGAUAAGUCCGUUAUAAAUAGUACCCAGGAGAUUCCCAAAGACACAGAGGCCCUCAAGAAAGAACUCCGAAAAGAGCAACUGAAAGCACUGAAAGAAAAGCAAUUAAAGGGUAAAGAUUUUCAAACCAAGAAAGACAAAGAGCUGAAGGACUUAAAAGACAAACAAGAUAGAGAACUCAGAGAGGAAAAAGAGAAACUCCUAAAGAUUAACAAUGAGAGAGAAGUGAUUGCCAAGAAGGAAAGAGAAUUAAAAGCCCUAAAGGACAAAGAGCAGAAAGCACAAAAGGAAAGGGAAUUGAAAUCCAAGAAAGAAAAAGAACUAAAGGAACAAAAAGAAAGGGAGAUGAAAGCUAACAAGGAAAAAGAACUGAAAGCCUUAAAAGAAAGGGAAAUCAAAGCCCAAAAGGAAAAAGAACUUAAAACUCAAAAGGAAAAGGAACUCAAAGUCCAAAAGGAAAAGGAGCGUAACGCUCAAAAGGAAAAGGAACUUAAAGCUCAAAAGGAAAAGGAACUUAAAGCUCAAAAGGAAAAAGAGCUCAAGGCCCAAAAGGAAAAAGAAGAAAAAGACAAAAAAGAUAAAGAGCUCAAAAUGCAAAAGGACAAGGAAUUAAAAGCCAAAAAGGAAAGAGAACUGAAAUCUCAACAUGAGAGGGAAGCCAAAGCCCAAAAGGAGAGAGAAAUAAAUGCUCAACUGAACCACGAUAUCAAACUUCAGAAGGAAAGAGACCUUAAAGCGCUUCGAGAAAAAGAAUCGAAAUUAUUAAAAGCUAAGCAGUUGAGCUCAAACGAUCACGUUAAACGGGCUCAAAAUGUGGAAGAGCGCAAGCGGCUGAUGGCUGAACAGGAGUGGAAAGAAGCAGAGCAAGAGAAGCAAAGUGCAGACAAUGAUGAAAAUAAACCUGGAUUCUUCAAAAGAUUAGGGAGAUCUCUUUCCCCAAGUAAAAAAGACAAAAGUUACCCCAAUAAAGAUCCAUCAGUUCCUGAUAUACUUGUUGUUGAUGAUGACAGAUUCGCUGAAGUUCGAGUUCCAACACCAGCUAAAUCAAUACACGAAGACAAUUCAAAAGAAAAACAACACUUCAAGGCUGCUCCACCACUCCGUGUGGAUGACGACACCCCGCGGUUUGGUAACGAAACAUCUCGAGAUUCGCUGAUAUUAUCGCAUGAAAACGAAUCACCUGCACCGGAAAAGCCUUCGGAAAUGGUUCCCAGAACUGGUGCCUGGACUACGGAAGAAGAAGAUUCGUCAAAUUUGAAUCAGAAGUCGAAGAUUUUACGCAAAGUAAACACGAAUUCACCAACAAGGUUAAGUCAACCGGAUGAUGAUGUACAGGAGUCUGUUAGAUCAAGAAAAGCCAAAUAUCUAAGAUCUAGUCCAGUAAAAUCUAACCAAAAUUCUAACAGCGAGAGCUCUAGUCUACCCAAAAAAUCUGUCGCAGAUUCGACGUAUGUACAGGAUGACACGCUAUCACUUUCUAGCAAUAGGUCUGAGACUCAAGAACAGUAUCAACAAGUUUUAUUGGAAAGGGACAGCCUUCUCGAUGCUGAAAUUACCUAUAUGAAAAGAAUCCGACAGUUGGAAGAUGAAACAGCUCAGUUGACUGGAGUUAUUGAAGAACUGGAAAUAGAAAAGAGGGAGCUGAUGUGGAACAUAGAAAAUCCAUCUUCUGUGAAUGAAAUAGCACUCCUGACAAAAAAACUGCAAGAUCAGAUUGAAAGUCUGGAGAAAGAAAUUGAAGAUUUGAAGAAAGAAAGUAAGAAAUAUAAAAUUCUUCACCAUGAUUCAGAAAGAAAGAUCACAGAAAUUGAGCAGGAAAAUGAUAUUCUAAAAGACAAGAUGAUUUUGUAUGAGCAAGAUAAACUUCCGCAGAUCGAGCAAUUACAGUUAGAAAACAAAAAGUUAGAGGCUUCAAUGAAACUACUGAAAAUAAAGUCCAAAGAAACCGAUGAACAUUUUGAUAUCCUGAAAAAUGAAAACAAGGAACUGUCAGACGAACUACGAACAAGACGAAAUGAAGUCCAAGAGCUUCUAGAAAAUCUGAAAAAUCAGAAAACAACAGAGCUGGAACUCCAGAAAGCUAAUAAUCGAUUAGAGGAACGUCUUAAAAAAUUCGAAUCCCAAGAACAGGAAUUGGCCAACUAUGUUGCCCAAGCUGCCAUUACAGAGGCUGAAAAAGAGCAAAUGCAGUCGUUGGUGAAGGACAAAGAGAAAGAAUUAAAAGAAGUGCAAGAUCUCGUUGAUAAGAAGGAAAAUGAAAUUGAGAAUCAAAAGUUAGCAGUGGAACUUCAGAAAGAAGAAAUUGACACUUUGAAGGAUGACAUAGAAAAACAAAAGAAAGAAAGCGAAAAGAUUGUAAGUCUGGAAAAAGAAAUAGCAAGUCUUAAAAACACACUGAAACUUUUACAAAAUGAACUUGACGAAUCACAUAAGGAAAACAAAGCCCUAAAAAUGGAUAUCGAAGGGGGUAAAAAGAAGAUUGUCAGAAUACAGGAACACGUCCAAGAAGCAGCGGAAACUAAUGAAAAACUACGGAAAACAGAGGGAACACUAGAAGCGGAAAAGAAAGCUAAAUUGAAUCUGGAAGAAAAGCUUACACUAAGCAAAGACGAAGUUUCAAAACUUCAACAACAAAAUAUGGAACUUAGUAUUAAAGUUGGAAACAUGAACGAGAGAUUGAAGUUCUUAGAACAGGUUAACCAAGACAACUUCAACACUGCCAGGGAGACAAAGAGAGAGGUGGACGUUGAUGAAAAACUUGCUUCGGAAAAUAGACGAUUACGGUUUCGAUUGGUGGAGCACAACUUCACUGAAAUUGAGGACAAAAACGCAAAGAAAGCUUUGAGUUCUCGCUUGGAAAAUCUUGAACAGAAACAGGUAGAUAAUGAAGUAAAAGUUAAACAGCUUCAAGGUUGGGUUGAUGAUAUAUAUUCCGAGUCCCCAUCUAGAACUUCUCCGGCGGCACUGACAGCGUCAUAUCCGCCAACUCAGGCUGCGCCCCGUGUAGCUGCGGCUGUGCAAAGUGAUAAAACUCAUAAUAGAACUAGCAAAUCCAAAAAAACCAAAGAUAUAUCGCCGAGACCCCCAAAAGGGAAGAAACCAAAUGCGGGAGUGACUGUUAGUUUAGAUACAAAAGAUACAAGUCGUAGCUCGACGCCGACUUUACCCAUAAUACAAGAUAUACCGGAACAAGCAUCUGUUUAUAACAGCUAUUUCUAUAUUUAUAAACAAAAACAAAAACUAAUGCGCCAACAACAAAAAAUACGGUGACACUCGUCAAGUGUUUACUAAAACUGAAAAUAUGCUGCAAAUAUGACGUGAAACUUUUGACAUUUGCGGAUAAUAGUUAUGUACCGCUUCUAUUGGAAAUACUAUUGUUGGCAUGAUUUCAUUACACAAUUGUAUAAUAGGCAUGUAUGCGAAAUUUAUUUAGUGGUUUUCAAGAAGUGAAACGCAAUCUCAUGAUAAAAACGCCAACCGAUGAAAUACUACAAUUGUGGAAAAUGGUUUCGUUCUUAACCCUGAUAAUAUUCAAUGUAAGGAGUGCUCGGGUUUUGGAAAUAAGCGUGGACAUUCGGCUUCAGAUAAAAGCACCAACCCAUGACCUCCCUUUUUUAUAUUUACAACUCAAGAAAAGGGAUUUCGUUCGUAGCCAUGACAAUUUUUAAUGUAAGGAGUGCUCGGAUUUUGGAAAUAAGCGUGGAUAUUCGCCUUUGGAUAACUCACAUUUUAUGUAAGGGUAUGGUUAUUUGAGCUUGCAAAUAGCCCAUAUGAAUAAUUAAUGAUAAAGUACGACUGGUUUUAAUAGAACAUGGUCGUGUUUUUACCUUUUCUGAAAUUGUGAUACUCUUAUCUGUGAUAUAGACAAUAUUUUAGUGCUUCCCGUCUCAAAAUAUGGUGUACAUAUUUUAUAAAUUUGCCAAAUGUUUAAACAUUACCUCGUUUAUUGAGAUAUAACAUGCCAUUAUUGAUAUACAUGUGUUUUUGAGAAUUAUACAGAUGUCAUUAUAUUUAGUGCUUAAUGUGAACAUUUCAGGACUUUCAGAUCUCCAUUGUGAUGUUUUGAACGACAUUUCGCGAACGCCUAAGGUGUGAAAAGCACGCAACGGGGAACUACCCCAGUCCAUUUGGAAAAAUGGAAGCUGUAUAUAUACUAUUUCGUACUAUUUUGGACCCCCUAAAAUGAGUCUGGUCCCCUCCAUGCUAUGGGGCGCCUGGUUAGGCCUUGAUUAUAAGCUAACGAUUUAAUACAUGCUGACUUAACGGUGCGGCUCGUGUCUUCACACCGGAAGUACUACAGGAAAUGGUGUUUAGUCUAUGAGUUAACAUGAUUUAGACAAUAUAAAUUACGUAUUUGUUGAACUUUAUUACUAGGAAUACGUAUUUGUUAAACUUUAUUAGUAUGAACAUAUAAAAUUGUUACAAAACAAA
Patella vulgata (common limpet) is the source of this 6433-nucleotide messenger RNA. RefSeq names its product trichohyalin. The coding region runs from base 1886 to 5272 and encodes 1128 amino acids. The record is from RefSeq and is a predicted model, not a curated record. NCBI's taxonomy places the organism in Eukaryota, Metazoa, Mollusca, Gastropoda, Patellidae. The transcript is spliced from 2 exons.